Messenger RNA from Urocitellus parryii (Arctic ground squirrel), 6084 nucleotides. RefSeq names its product golgi glycoprotein 1 (gene Glg1). The record is from RefSeq and is a predicted model, not a curated record. NCBI's taxonomy places the organism in Eukaryota, Metazoa, Chordata, Mammalia, Rodentia, Sciuridae. Gene Ontology annotation, molecular function: fibroblast growth factor binding. Gene Ontology annotation, cellular component: Golgi membrane.
AUACGCGGCGCCGGCGAGUGCGUCGAGCUCGCCGCGGACCCAAGAUGGCGGCGUGUGGACGUGUACGGAGGAUGUUCCGCUUGUCGGCGGCGCUGCAGCUGCUGCUGCUAGCGGCGGCCGGGGCCGAGAAACUCGCUGGCCAGGGCGGCCACAACCAAGGCCAAGGCCUGGCCGCCAACUUUGUGCCUUUCCUAGGGCAGGCUGCAGGCGGCGGCCCGGUAGGUCAGCAGCCGCCCCAGUUGCCUCAGUCAUCGCAGCUCCAGCAGCAGCAGCAGCAGCAACAACAGCAGCAGCAGCAGCAGCAGCAGCAGCAGCAGCAGCCUCAGCAGCCUUUCCUCGCGGGUGGGCCUCCAGCCCGUCGGGGCGGAGCGGGGCCCGGCGGGGCUGGCGGGGGCUGGAAACUGGCGGAGGAAGAGUCCUGUAGGGAGGACGUGACCCGUGUGUGCCCCAAGCACACCUGGAGCAACAACCUGGCGGUGCUCGAAUGUCUGCAGGACGUGAGGGAGCCUGAAAAUGAAAUUUCUUCAGACUGCAAUCAUUUAUUGUGGAAUUACAAGCUGAACCUGACUACUGAUCCCAAGUUUGAGUCUGUGGCCAGAGAGGUUUGCAAAUCAACCAUAUCAGAGAUUAAAGAAUGUGCGGAUGAACCAGUUGGAAAAGGUUACAUGGUUUCCUGCUUGGUGGAUCACCGAGGCAACAUCACUGAGUACCAGUGUCACCAAUACAUUACCAAGAUGACGGCCAUCAUUUUCAGUGAUUAUCGUUUAAUCUGUGGUUUUAUGGAUGACUGCAAAAAUGACAUCAACAUUCUGAAAUGUGGCAGCAUUAGGCUUGGCGAAAAGGAUGCACAUUCUCAAGGUGAGGUGGUAUCAUGCUUGGAGAAAGGCCUGGUGAAGGAAGCAGAAGAAAAGGAACCCAAGAUUCAAGUCUCUGAACUCUGUAAGAAAGCCAUUCUCCGGGUGGCUGAGCUGUCCUCGGAUGACUUUCAUUUAGACCGGCAUUUGUAUUUUGCUUGCAGAGAUGAUCGGGAGCGUUUUUGUGAAAAUACACAAGCUGGUGAAGGCAGAGUGUAUAAGUGCCUCUUUAACCAUAAAUUUGAAGAAUCCAUGAGUGAAAAGUGUCGAGAAGCACUGACAACCCGACAAAAGCUGAUUGCCCAGGAUUAUAAAGUCAGUUAUUCAUUGGCCAAAUCCUGUAAGAGCGACUUGAAGAAAUAUCGGUGCAAUGUGGAAAACCUUCCUCGGUCCCGGGAAGCCAGGCUCUCCUACCUUCUAAUGUGCCUAGAGUCAGCUGUACACAGAGGGCGACAAGUCAGCAGUGAGUGCCAAGGGGAGAUGUUAGAUUACCGACGCAUGCUGAUGGAAGACUUCUCUUUGAGCCCUGAGAUCAUCCUGAGCUGUCGAGGAGAGAUUGAGCACCACUGUUCUGGAUUACAUCGGAAAGGGCGAACCCUGCACUGUCUAAUGAAAGUUGUUCGGGGGGAGAAGGGGAACCUUGGAAUGAACUGCCAGCAGGCGCUGCAAACACUGAUUCAGGAGACAGACCCUGGUGCAGAUUACCGCAUUGAUCGAGCUUUGAAUGAAGCUUGUGAAUCUGUAAUACAAACAGCCUGCAAACACAUACGAUCUGGAGACCCAAUGAUCCUUUCAUGCCUGAUGGAACAUUUAUACACAGAGAAAAUGGUGGAAGAUUGUGAACACCGACUCUUAGAGCUGCAGUAUUUUAUCUCUCGGGAUUGGAAGCUGGAUCCUGUCCUCUACCGCAAGUGCCAGGGAGAUGCGUCUCGUCUUUGCCAUACCCAUGGUUGGAACGAGACCAGUGAACUUAUGCCUCCCGGAGCUGUGUUCUCUUGUUUAUACAGACACGCCUACCGCACCGAGGAGCAGGGAAGGAGGCUCUCCCGGGAGUGCCGAGCUGAAGUCCAAAGGAUCCUACACCAACGUGCCAUGGAUGUUAAGCUGGAUCCUGCCCUCCAGGAUAAAUGCCUCAUAGAUCUGGGGAAAUGGUGUAGUGAGAAAACAGAGACUGGGCAGGAGCUUGAGUGCCUCCAGGACCAUCUGGAUGACUUGGCUGUGGAGUGCAGAGACAUAGUGGGCAACCUCACCGAGUUAGAGUCAGAGGAUAUUCAAAUAGAAGCUUUGCUGAUGAGAGCCUGCGAACCCAUAAUUCAGAACUUUUGCCAUGAUGUGGCAGAUAACCAGAUAGACUCUGGGGACCUGAUGGAGUGUCUGAUUCAGAACAAACACCAGAAGGAUAUGAACGAGAAAUGUGCCAUUGGAGUUACCCACUUUCAGCUGGUACAGAUGAAGGAUUUUCGGUUCUCUUACAAGUUCAAAAUGGCUUGCAAGGAAGAUGUGUUGAAACUUUGCCCCAACAUAAAAAAGAAGGUGGAUGUGGUAAUCUGCCUUAGCACCACUGUGCGCAAUGACACUCUGCAGGAAGCCAAGGAGCACAGAGUGUCCCUGAAGUGCCGUAAGCAGCUCCGUGUGGAGGAACUAGAGAUGACAGAGGACAUCCGGCUGGAGCCAGAUCUGUAUGAAGCCUGCAAGAGUGACAUCAAGAACUACUGUUCCACUGUGCAGUAUGGCAAUGCUCAGAUCAUUGAAUGUCUGAAAGAAAACAAGAAGCAGCUGAGUACCCGUUGCCACCAGAAAGUAUUUAAACUGCAGGAAACAGAGAUGAUGGACCCAGAACUAGACUACACACUCAUGCGAGUCUGCAAGCAGAUGAUAAAGAGGUUCUGUCCAGAAGCAGAUUCUAAAACCAUGUUACAGUGUUUGAAGCAAAAUAAAAACAGUGAAUUGAUGGAUCCCAAAUGCAAACAGAUGAUAACCAAGCGCCAGAUCACCCAGAACACAGAUUAUCGCUUAAAUCCUGUGCUAAGGAAAGCCUGUAAAGCUGACAUUCCUAAGUUCUGCCAUGGCAUCCUGACCAAGGCCAAGGAUGAUUCAGAGCUAGAAGGCCAAGUCAUCUCUUGCCUCAAGCUGAGAUAUGCUGACCAGCGCCUGUCUUCAGACUGUGAAGACCAGAUCCGCAUGAUCAUCCAGGAGUCUGCACUCGAUUACCGCCUUGACCCUCAGCUGCAGCUGCACUGCUCAGAUGAGAUUGCCAAUCUUUGUGCUGAAGAAGCAGCAGCCCAGGAGCAAACAGGUCAAGUGGAAGAGUGCCUCAAGGUCAACCUGCUCAAGAUCAAAACAGAAAUGUGUAAAAAGGAAGUGUUAAACAUGCUGAAGGAAAGCAAGGCAGACAUCUUUGUGGACCCAGUUCUUCACACAGCAUGUGCCCUGGACAUUAAACACCACUGUGCAGCCAUCACCCCUGGCCGUGGGCGUCAAAUGUCCUGCCUAAUGGAGGCCCUGGAGGAUAAGCGGGUGAGAUUACAGCCUGAGUGCAAAAAGCGCCUCAAUGACCGGAUUGAAAUGUGGAGUUAUGCUGCAAAGGUGGCCCCAGCAGACGGCUUCUCUGAUCUCGCCAUGCAAGUGAUGACCUCCCCAUCGAAGAACUACAUCCUCUCUGUGAUCAGUGGGAGCAUCUGUAUAUUGUUCCUGAUUGGCCUGAUGUGUGGACGGAUCACCAAGCGAGUGACACGAGAGCUCAAAGACAGGUAGAGCCUCCUUGACCACCAAAGGAACUACCUGCCCAGUGCCCAGUCUGUACAGCCUCCUGUAUAGUGUACCCUCACCUCGCCCUUCUAAGAGGUGGCACCAUCACCCACGAUAGCGCAGCAGCAGGUGCCCACUGCAUUGUCCCGUCCAGACCUGGCUACGUCCACGGUAUUUUCCUCCGCCGCUGUCUGCAGCAUCAGCAACUGGCCGCUUUGGUGGUUGCCAUUGUUGGCAUACUUGGGUUUACCUGCCUGUAGACAUGUCUCUGUACCAACAGGACUACCGACACUUCCAGAACCAACUCACCUGACCUGCAACUCAAAACACUUUUUUUAAAAAAACCGCCAAAAAAAAGGGGGGGGGGAGAAAUUUUUAAAGAAAGAAAAAAAUGUACAUAGUAACACAUGUCCUCCUCCAGUUUUGACUUGGACCACAGGGUUAUUUCUUCCCUGUAACUGUGUCAGACAAAGGCAGGACUAGGAGGGGAUGCAUACCCCAGCACGCCAUCACUGAGAGUCUGGCUCAUCUCCCAGAAGCACCUUUGGGCUGGAUCAGGGCAAAGACUUCACCAGGGACUGGAAAACCACUAACCAGCCUCUGUGGGGCCUGUGGCUUCUGCUGAAGCAGUGAUACCUUCCAGCUCCCGCCCAAAAUGAACUGCAACUAGUUAAGUCCCACAGCUAGGGUGUUUCUGUGAUCUCCUCACCCGGUGCAGUCAGCCAUGAGCCUUGGGGAGGGCAGCUCUUCUGGGACAGAGGUCCGUGAAGCAGGACAGUCCACUGAUCUGCACUGGGAGGCUGGAUUCUGAGUCUACACAGCAGGACUCCAUCAUCUUUCUUCUCCAGGAUGGUGUGGACUAUCACGUCUAUGUUGGCCCUGCCGAGGGUACGGUCACUUCAGAAGUUCUCUUCUUCUCCAGGAGACAGUGACUGAGGAGAGGGGUAUACUGGGGUAGGCAGCAGAGCAGGAAGGAAGAACAGAGGUCUGACUCACUUGGCUUUAUUUUUCAGGCUACAAUACAGGUCAGAGACAAUGACCUAUAAAGAUUUAGCAAGGCCUCAGGAUGUGACUGGCCAUCCAGCCUGACCUUUCUGCACGCUCCAGGUGAAUUUCCCAGACAAGCUCCUCCGUGCCUCUGCGUGAAGGGGUGUGGAAAGUGAUUACAUUAAAAGAUGGAGAUUUUCUCCGUUCUUUUUUCUGUCCAUUUGCUGUGUGUUCCCGCUAUAGUAGGCACUGGCUAAAUGUGGUCUUUUGGUGAUUCAUCAGCUUUCUAAAGCUUUAUGGGAACAACACUGCUGGCUGUUCUCCCUUGUUGCUCCAGCGUGGAGAUGUAGGUGUGGGGCAGAGGAGGAGAAGCCCAGGCGUCGAGGUUCAGCCAGGCUCUCCUUUGAUUGAGCUUGGGGCCUGGCGUCACGGUGGCUGUGUAGGAGGGCAGCAUGUACAGUAGGAGAUAUAUUUAUAUAAUAUAUAUUUUAUUAACCUGUUAGACGUCCACAAAGUAUUAUAAAUCACGUGCCUAAAACUGUCCACAUAGACCGAGGCCCCCUGGCAUUGCCCUUCCUCCUCCUGCCUCUCCUUCACACUGUUGAGUGCUGCGGUACCUGAGUGACAUUGUCUUCCCUGGAGUGUGUUCAGUGCAAGCCGUGUCAGUUGCGGAUCAGUCGAUCCAGAUUAUUCCUUGUCUCACUGACUGACAUAACAUUGGAAUACUGUGGUUUUUAUCCUUUUCCUUUUCCCUGUUUGCUGCCUUUCCUGGAGGGAGUGGGUUCCAGAAGUCGCUGUAAGUUCCCUGCUUAGAGUAAUACAAAUCUUCAGGGAGUCUGCUGAGCUGCUUUGUCCAGUCCCUCAGUUCUCCUCUUAGUGUCUUCUGAUUCUCAUCAGCUCUCCUGGGAGUCUUCAGUCUCGUGAUUCUUGCGACACCUACUAUGUAAGCAGCUGCCACCCCUACAUGCUGCCGACAAAGCUGAGUUGGUCAGAGGGUCCCUCCCUCUCUAGGAACUGGGGCUUGAUAUCCAGAACUGGGACCAUCCCAUGGGAACGCAGGUCUCCAGUGCACGUCAGCAUGGUUUGCAGGACAGGGGUUAGUAUUCGCCAUUAGACUGGGGUGGGGAGUAUCAUUCCCAUCCCUGCAGCUUCCUUCCCAAUAUAUGGAAAACAUCCUUGUGGUUCUAGUGCAUCUCAGUAUUCUUUGUGAACUGACAGAAAAUCCCAUUAAUUGUCUGCAGCAGAUUUGGAGGUCUGAUGAGUUUGGCUCUUUAAAUAUUUGUUAUUUUUAGAACUGUCCAGAAUAAGGCCAGGCAUGGUGGUAAAUGCCCAUAAUCCCAUGUACUAGAAGGCUGAGGUGGGAGGAUCACAAGUUCAGGGGGCUAGCUGGAGCAGCUUAUCAAGACCCCAUCUCGAAAAUGGAAAAGGCUACAGUGUAGCUCAGUGAUGGAGCUCUUGCCUAGCCUGUUUGAGUCCCUGAGUUCAAUCCCCAGUA